This is a messenger RNA of Drosophila arizonae, 1548 nucleotides long. RefSeq lists its product as uncharacterized. The record is from RefSeq and is a predicted model, not a curated record. NCBI's taxonomy places the organism in Eukaryota, Metazoa, Arthropoda, Insecta, Diptera, Drosophilidae.
AUGGCUGGAGCUUCGGCGAAUGUAGGAAGAAUUGAAGUGAGCGUAAUGAGCAGCAGUGCAUCGUCAGCUGAAGAAAGUAGCGCCGACGAAGAUGAAAAGCUGAGCGCAGAUGAAGAAUUGUUGCCGUCGCCAGGGAGCACAUACAAUCAUCUGCAGGCAUGGUUGAGCACUAUAGAUAGCCACACCGUGAUGCCGAUAGUGAUGCCAUCUGAAUCAGAUAUGCAAAAAGAGGCAGGGGAAGAAUCGGAUGGAGAAAAUGAAGAAAAAGAGGCGGAGAACGAUGAGAAAAAGUCGCCUUUGACCAAUACCGGCGUGAUGAUGGACAGUGAUGCAGAAGUGGAGCCCGAUUCAACGACAGCCCACACUAAUCCCUUUCAUGCCGAUGAAAUGGACGAAGAACCGAAAGAAGAACAAGAAGAUGUAAACAACUCUGAAGAGCCGAACGCCGAGAACCAAAUGAAUAAUUUUAUGCAUCUUGUAGAAGCACGUGCCGCAGUGCCACGUUUUGCAAUGUCUGAUGAAGUCUUCAACGUGGACAAACCCAGUCAAGCCGUUUGCCUUGGCACUGAGUUGUCCAGACCCCAAAUUUGGAGUAACUUUAAGUUGGGCGACAUGCUCAAGAUACAUGUGACUGAGGCUUACAGCCCCUUUCAAUUCUGGUUCCAUAUUGCUGAGGGCCCCUACGAUAUUAAUUUGCUGGGUCACCUAAGUUUUCAGCUAACCAAAUUUUAUAACCCACUUCGUCGUGCUACUUGGCAACUGCCCAAAUAUUUCUUUAAGCGCGGCUACCUUUGCGCCGCAUACAAUCAGUUCACCUGGCGUCGUGCACGCAUUAUCCGUGAACCGGAGCCGAAUGAUGAGGGCGUGAAAGUCUAUUUGGUGGACUAUGGCAGGGUUUUGGAGGCGCGUGCCAAAGAUUUGUUUUUUAUGCAUAUCCGUUUUACCGAACAUCCACCGCUCCUGAUGCGUGGCACCCUAACCGAUGUAUAUCCGCUGGAUCUCCACUGGCCGGCAGCUGCUACAUUGAAGUUCCGAGAGCUUGCUAAUAGCGAACCCUUGCAUGCAACCAUCAAGGAUAUCGAUCAUGGCGAUUGCAUUUUAUUCGUCAAUAUAUACACCGGUAGUACCACCAUUAGCGACCUAUUGAUCGAGGCCCAGCUGGCCGGACGCAGUCAGAAUUAUAGCGCCGAAAUGCGUGCCGAGAAUUGCGGUCGUCGUUUGCGUUAUUUACGCGAGCGCCUUCCCACCUUUGACAUGUUGGAGACAGACGUGUUCCAGCCAUCGGAGGAAUUUGAGGAGCAGUUCGAUAAUAUCAUCUAUAUGCCGACAUUCUUUCAGCAAUUCGAGAUGCCGAAAAUGGUUAAUCCGUUUCGUCAUGACCUACAGAAGGCCUUGACCGAGUGGCUCUCCAAAUUCAAGUGCGAGGAAUUGUGCUGGCGUAAGGUAGUCGAUGACUCUAACGAGAAGAUAAAAGAGGAGAAGCAGAAGCAAGUGGAGCCAUUAAAGAACAAUGAAUCCAAAGAUUCAGAUGAGCUGUCAGUUUAACUA